Molecule: messenger RNA, 3504 nt
Organism: Onychostoma macrolepis
Lineage: Eukaryota; Metazoa; Chordata; Actinopteri; Cypriniformes; Cyprinidae
Gene: ppp1r21
Product: protein phosphatase 1, regulatory subunit 21
Exons: 22
Coding region: 465-2798 (777 amino acids)
Cellular component (GO): early endosome; membrane
Source: RefSeq, a predicted model, not a curated record
CGUUGCCGUGAUCACGUGAUCGGUCGGUCCGGUGAUAGAGUCGCUGAUGUGCACAGAGCCGCUCGAAAGCGAUAAUAAAUAAGAGAUCCGCGCAUGUGAAUGUCAUUUGAUUUGUUUAGCUGUCGGGAGAGUGAUUCACAGCGCGAUGUUUCGAUGUGUCUGGUGUCAUUCUGCCUGCUGAUGGCUAGAGACGAUACAAGGAUCAAAACAAAUGAACGAUUUUAACAGGUUUGACUUGUUAAAACAGUCGACGGUCUCAGACUGAAAUAUGAUACACGUUACGCUAUUUUGACAAGGUCUGUGUAAAAUAUCCGCUGUGCUUGAUGCAGAUAUCCGCUUAGCAUUAGCUUUAGCCGCAGAUGUAGUCAGUCACUGCUCACGUGACUCUAUCUCCACAACAGAUGAUCAAACACUCAUAGAUCCACACACACACACACACACACACUCCUCUGACAGCAGGCAUCAUGGCGAACGUGACGGAUCUGCAGAGUAAAUACAGUAAACUGGCCCAGGAGUACUCAAAGCUCAGAGCUCAGAAUCAGGUGCUGAAGAAGGCCGUGGUGGACGAGCAGACCGCCUCCUGCUCCCUGAAGGAUGAGCUGAAGCAGAAGGAGCAGAGCUUGAGGAAGGUGGAGCAGGAGAUGGACAGCCUGAGCUUCAGGAACCAGCAGCUGACCAAACGAGUGGAGCUACUGCAGGAGGAGCUGCUGCUGUCUGAGAGCAAGAGCAAGAAGAGCAAAAAUAAAGGUGACUCUCCAUCUCAGGUCAACCUGCAGACACAGAGUGUGUUUGAUGAAGAUCUGCAGAAGAAGAUCCAGGAGAACGAGCGGCUUCACAUCCAGUUUUAUGAAGCGGAUGAGCAGUACCGUCGACAGGAGGCUCAGCUGAGAGCACGGCUGGAUCAGCUGGAGAAAGAGUCUGAGCAGCAUCAGGCCGUCGUCGACGCUCUCAACCGCAAAUACACAGACGCCAUCGAGAAACUGCAGAACGAUAAAGCCCGUCUGGAGGUAAAGGCUCAGACGCUGGAAAGAGAAGCCAAGGACUGUCGAAUCAGAACUGAAGAGUGUCAGCAGCAGCUGAGGAAGUACCAGAGUGAAGUGAGCAGUCAGUUAAAGCACAGCAGCAGUGUGAUCCAGGAGAAAGUGCCCUUCAACGACACCCAGCUGAGUGACUACAACAGUCUGAACGUUCCUCUGCACAACCGAAGGCAUCAGCUGAAGGCUCGUGACGUGGCGGCUCAGGCUCUAGGGUUUGUGCAGAAUCUGGUCUCGGCUCUGCUGAACUUCCACUCGUACACGGAGCAGAGAGUCCACAUCUACCCGCUGGACUCGUCCAUCGAGGCCAUCUCGACCGUCAACCUGAAGUUCUCUCAGUAUCUGCACGAGAACGCCUCGUACCUGCGUCCGCUGGAGGAAGAUCUGCUGCAGCUGCAUCACAGCAUCACAGAGGACGGCAUCACUGCUCUGGAGACGCUGGCCAAGCUGCAGGACUUCUCCAGAUCCUUCUCCUCCUACAGCAGCUUCCUGCAGAAGAUCCUGCCCUACCAGCUCCAGAGUCUAGAGGAGGACUGCGAGGCGUCUCUCUGCACGACAGCGCUGGCGUCCAAGAACCGGCAGUUACAGAAGGACAUGAAGAAACUGACCGCUGUCUUCCAGAAGCUGAAGUCUUACGUGGCUCUGCUAGCCCUGCCCAGUGUGUGUUCAGAUGCCAUGUGUCAGAGCAGUGCUAACGCAGUCUUCACCCAGAUGAGCGCGUGUUUACACGGCCUUCACGACGCCGCCACAGAGCUGUCGCAGCACUACAGUCAGAAGGCGUCUCUGGAGCAGGAUCUGCCCACCGUCACGCAGAAGUUUCGCACCACUAACGAGUGUUUGCUGUCCUCGCUGGCGUCGCUCACCAACAGCUGUGGAAAGAUGGCCACCUUCUUCAGCAACAACCUGGAUUUCUUGGCGUCGUGUCCCGGCUACAGUCCACGAGGAGGCUUCCUGAACCCGCGGCAGGUGGACAGCGUGACGGAGAACAAGAGACGAGCUGCCACCUACAUGAGCACCAUCAGAAAGGUGCAGUCAGAAUCGGUGCCGUACAGAGAAGCGUUAGCAAACAGACACGUUCUGACGAGCUCUACGGAGAGCAGAGAGGGACUCAUGCAGCAGGUGGCUCAGAGUCAGGAGAAGAUCUCUCGUCUGGAGCAGGAGAAGGAGCACUGGCUGCUGGAGGCUCAGCUGGGGCAGGUGCGUCUGCAGAAGGAGAUCCAGCGCAUCGCUCAGCUGGAGGCUCAGAUCACCACCGGAUGCCCAGCAGAGACGCACAGCGCCGCGGACAGCCCCGAGCCUGUGUGUGCUGACGCUCCGGAGCCCGUUCAGGACGCCAGCAUCAUCGGGAUGCUGACCAUCACUCCCUGCAGCGAGAGCGUAUGUAUUCAUGCUGCAGAUCAGGAGUCUCGUGAACAUCUGAUCAAGCAUCAUUACAUGAGCCGUGUGUCAGAGCUCACCGCUCAGCUGCAGAUGUGUGACAGUAAAGCCGUCCACUUCCACGCUGAGUGUCGAGCUGUGGCCAAACGCCUGGCGAUGGCAGAGAAGUCCCGCGAGACGCUGACGGAGGAGCUGAAGCUGGCUCAUCAGAACAUCACACGCUUACAGGACGAGCUCAGCACCACCAAGAGGAGCUAUGAAGAUCAGCUGAGCAUGAUGAGCGACCACCUGUGCAGCAUGAACGACACACUCAGCAAGCAGCGCGACGAGAUCGACACGCUCAAGCUCGCCUCCAAGGGAAACUCAAAGAAGAACAAGAGCCGAUAAUGUGGACAGAAGUCUGUCUCAGUGACGGCAAACAUUCCCACACCGAACACCAGACAUGUGACAGGAAGCAGCUGAUCUCCAGAGGAACCACGGCUGUGCGUGUGUGUGUGCGUGUGUGUGUGUGUGUGUGCGAGAGUGUGAGUGUGAGUGCGUGUGUGAGUGUGUGUGUGUUUGUUUAAUGGUGGAAUUAAAGCGUCUGUUUCUCUUCACACAGAUGUUGUUUGUUAGAGAAAUCAUGCCUCAUACACACACUCAUACACACACAAGUCUGUUUUUAAUUCUGCAGAGAAGCGUGUGUGAUUAAUUCAGAGGUAAAAUCAUGGUAAACCCGUGUGCUUUUUUCCAAACAAAUAUUCUGAAGAAAUCGUCUGGAUGAGAAGGGUCCAUGUGAAUGAACACAUUGAAUCCACAGUGAUUUUCCUGCUUCAUUUCCUCAGAAAAUAAACCAUGUUUUUACGCACUAAAUCUAUUGUCGUUGUGUAGAGUUGAAGAAGUCAUAUAUCACAGAUUAUUGUGCAGUAGAGUAUGAUGUGAAUCUGUCACUGAAUCCAUUGAGCUCUUGAGUGCUCUGAUAGCUGAUGAAGGGCAGCAUGAGUGUCAUGAUCAUCUCAUCUUGGUCUCUCUCUUAUUUCUCUUUAUAUGGAUCUGUUUAGCAGCACAAUGUACUGGAUUCAACCAAAAUCAAGACAAUAAAGCUGUAAACUCA